GAAACCUCUCCGAGAAUUCCCAAAGAGCAAUAUGGCACUUUGGAUUUGGGCAACACUUGGGGUGCUUGCACUUGUUCACAUCCUGCAAACAUGCAUAUCAAAAGGCAAGACCAAGCACAAGAUGCUACCUCCUGGUCCGAGAGGGUUUCCUAUUUUUGGCAGCCUCCAUUUGUUAGGAAAGUUCCCUAACAGGGAUCUUCAUCAACUAUCCCGGAAAUACGGUGAUAUCAUGUACUUGCGGUUAGGCCUCGUACCCACAGUUGUUGUCUCGUCCCCACGAGCGGCCGAGCUGUUCCUCAAAACGCAUGACCUCGUUUUUGCAAGUCGACCACCUCAUGAAGGUUCAAAGCACAUUUCGUUUGGGCAAAGGAACCUGAGCUUUGCUGAGUAUGGCUCGUAUUGGCGCGACAUCCGAAAGAUGUGCACGCUCGAAUUACUUAGCAACCACAAAAUCAAUUCUUUCAAGUCGAUGAGGAGAGAAGAAGUUGCUCUCCUAAUUCAGUCUGUUGAGGAGGAUGCCAAUUAUGGACGCGUUGCUAUUGAUCUCAGUGUCAAGGUAUCAUCGCUGAGCGUUGACAUGACCUGCCGGAUGGUGUUUGGGAAGAAGUACAAGGACGAGGAGUUUGACGAGAGGGGUUUCACCGCUGUGAUGAAAGAGGGUCUCAAAUUAUCAGCGGGCCCUAACUUGGGAGAUUACAUUCCUUGUAUUGCGCCGCUUGACCUCCAAGGGUUCACUAAAAAAAUGAAAGCUAUUAACAAGGCGUUUGAUGAAUUUUUUGAGAAGAUUAUUGAUGAACAUCUUCAAUCCAAGGAUGAAGAAAGAACUAAGGACUUUGUUGAUGUCAUGGUGGCCUUCAUGGGGUCUGAAGAUUCUGACUACCGAAUCGAACGCACCAAUAUCAAAGCCAUAAUGUUGGACAUGUUUGCGGGUUCAAUGGACACCACAUCAACAACAGUCGAGUGGGCACUCUCGGAACUCAUGAGACAUCCACAGGUUAUGAAGAAAGUCCAAAAAGAGCUAGAAAAUGUUGUCGGCCUCAAUAGAAUGGUGGAGGAAUCAGACUUGGAGAAAUUGGAGUACUUGGACAUGGUAGUCAAGGAAACCUUGAGGCUACAUCCAGUGGCACCAUUGUUGGUUCCUCAUGCAGCCAUUGAAGAUUGCAUUGUCGAUGGCUACCAUGUACCAAAAAAGUCACUCGUGAUCAUAAACGCAUGGGCAAUCGGGAGAGACCAGAGUGCUUGGGAAGAUGCAGAGAAGUUCGUACCAGAGAGGUUUGAGGGUAAUAAUGUUGAUGUUAGAGGAAACCACUUUCAGCUUAUACCGUUCGGAUCCGGCAGAAGGCGUUGCCCUGGAAUUCAGUUAGGGCUUACUGUGGUACAAUUUGUGUUGGCACAACUUGUGCAUUGUUUUGAUUGGGAACUUCCGGAUAACAUGUUGCCAAAUGACUUGGAUAUGACUGAGGAUUUUGGUCUUACAGUCUCAAGGGCCAAGCAUUUGCUCGCUAUUCCUUCAUAUCGCCUUCAGAAUUAAUGUGUUUGUAGUGUCUAUUUUCCUACUUGUAAUCUGUUGUGGACUAUCUUUUCUGUUUUUCUACUGUCUUACACUUAUUUUCUUCACUUGAUGAGGAGAACGAGCAAUGGAAUAAAUUAAGCAAAUUGUUGUCAAAGUUUCAAUAAUGAUAAGUCCCAUGUCUAUAUA
This is a messenger RNA of Malus domestica (apple), 1699 nucleotides long. The record is from RefSeq and is a predicted model, not a curated record. NCBI's taxonomy places the organism in Eukaryota, Viridiplantae, Streptophyta, Magnoliopsida, Rosales, Rosaceae.